UCAGAGACACAGCUCCUCUGCAGAGCGAUCGGGAGGGUGUCAGUCCGUCUCUGAAGUGCUUAGUUUCAUUGUGUGCCGUUGUUCCCAAUAACCAAGGCUCCUCUGCAGUCUAUCAGCUCCAUCUCCACCUCGCUCAUCUGCCUUCCUUCGGGAGGAGCUGGACAAGCCAGCUGCACAGAGGGGAACUAACAGGAGGAUAAUGACCUAAAGGCCUUUGUCAUUUUGCAGAAUUUGUUUUACCAAAGACUGUGGAAUAAAGCUAUUUCAGCUCAGGGUGUUAUUUUUGGUGCUGGGUAAAAGAUGAGGAAACACCGGUUGUUACCGCUGUGCGCUCUUCUGGGCGUACUGUUUGCAGGACUGCUGCCCAAACUUGAUGCUCAAGAGGAAGCACAAGAGUCAGCUGACCUUGUACUCUUAAUUGACGGAUCUGAGAAUGUUGGAGCGGCCAACUUCCCCCGUGUGCGUGAUUUGGCUAUGAAAGUCAUUGAGGGCCUUGAUGUGAGCAAGGAAACAAUUCGGGUGGCCGUGGCUCUGUACAGCGCGGACCCCGAGGUUCAGUUCUUUCUAAAUACCCAUGAGAACAAAGCCGCUGUCCUGGAUGCAGUGAAGGCCAUUCAGUUCAUAGGCAGCGAUGAGGCUAACCUUGGAGCCGCCUUGGAGAAAGUCGCUGAGAGCCUGUUGAGUCCGGCAUCAGGGGGCAGGGCAGAGGAGGGGGUGCCCCAAGCUCUGGUGGUUAUCAGUGCUGGACCGUCCAAUGACGAUUUCAGUGCGGGUGACAGGGCCCUUAAGGCAGCAAGCGUUAUCACGUUUGGUGUAGUAGUCGGCGGCGCGGCCACCGCCGAGCUGGAGACUAUCGCCACAGACAAGAGCUUUGUUCUGUCGGCCCCUGAUUUCAGAGCAGUGGCAAGCAUGGGUGACCAGUUGCUACCAUACAUUAACGGGGUGGCCCAGCGCACCAUUGUCAUUCAGAAUGAAUUCACAGAAGCCUUGGAAGUGGGAAAAAGGGACAUCAUUUUUCUCAUUGACAGCACUAUGGGCGCCACAAUGAUCAACUCUCUUCGUGAGUUUAUCAAAAGGUUUGUUGACACCAUGCCGAUCGGACCGGACCAAGUGCAAGUAGGUGUGGCCCAGUUCAGCAACGCUGCCAGGCUUGAGAUAGACCUGAAUGCAUAUGGAUCCAAGGAGGACCUGAGUGCGGCUCUGGGAAGACUCAAGCCAAGACCGGGACAAGCGGUGAACAUCGGGGUGGCCCUGGACUUUGUGAGGACCAACAUGCUGAGGGCUGACAAGGGGAGUCGUAUUCAGCAAGGUGUGCCCCAGCUGGUGCUGUUGAUGACCAGUAAAAAGUCCAGUGACAGUGUGGGGCAGGCUGCUGAGGCACUGCAGCGCAUGGGAGUUAUGACCCUGGCUGCCGGCUCUAAGGCUGCCGAUGAGCAGGAGCUGAAGCAGAUUGCCUUUGAUGAGAGUUUGGUGUUCAUGCUGAAGGAUUUCCGCAUAUUGCUUCGCAACCCCACGGUGAUUGUCUCUCCCCUCUCCACUCUAUCUGGGAUUGUGGUGACUGAGGUACCCACAGAGCCAGUGGUUGAAAUUUCAACAGUGCAGACCCAGCGAGUAGUCAGAGACAUCGUCUUUAUGGUGGAUGGCUCUAGCUACAUUGGGGGUGCCAAUCUUCCAUAUGUGCAAGAUUUCAUUGUCGGCGUGGUAAACAGGCUGGACGUGCGGCCCGACAGGGUGCGCAUUGGCCUCAUGCAGUUUGCAGAAAACCCAAAGAUCGAAUUCUACCUGAACACACACAACACAAAGCAUGAUGUGCUGACCAGCAUUGGUCAGCUCAGGCUAAUGGGAGGGUCUACUUUGAACACAGGAGUGGCUAUGGAUUAUGCCCUUACCAACAUGUUCCAGGCCUCGACUGGGUCACGUAAGAGGCAGGGUGUCCAACAGGUGCUUCUCCUGAUCACUGGAGGCCCAUCCCAGGAAGAGUUUAAAAAGAUAGCAGACAAAGUGGCCAUGGCGGGUGUAUUGACCUUCACAGUCAGUGCCGGCCAGGCAGAUGAGGACUACUUGAAGACGGUCGCUUUUGUCCCAAACUUGGCUUACCAUGAAAGCAGUUUUUCUAGCCUGCCAAAUGUUGUUGAACAGAUCAUGACUCCUUUGAUUACUGUGGUCGGUGACACAGACAUCUCAGUAACAGACAUCGAAAUAACCGAGGAAGCUGCAGUCAUUGGAGGUGAGAGGGAUGUUGCAUUCCUGAUUGACGGCUCUGAUAAUGUCCGAACAGAUUUCCCCUACAUCCGGGACUUUAUCAUCAAAGUCAUUGAGCCUCUUGAUAUUGGACAAGAUAGAGUACGCGUUUCAGUUGUCCAACAUAGUGAGAGGCCAGCUCCCAAUUUCUACCUGAAUACAUAUAAGGAUAAGGCUGAAGUGUUAAGGGCCGUUAAUGAUCUGAGACUGGCCGGUGGAAGGAGUCUAAACACCGGAAUGGCCUUGAAAUUCAUGAAGGACACUAUCCUGUCCCCGGUUCAUGGUAGCCGUGCGGCCCAAAAUGUCCCCCAGUUUUUGAUCGUUUUGACCGGAGGCAAGUCAAAGGAUAACGUGAAGGAAUCUGCUGGCGCUUUAAAGACAGAUGGAGUGGUACCGUUUGGCGUUGGUGUCAAGGAUGCAGACCCUAAGCAAAUUGAGGACAUUUCUCACAACCCAUCCUUUGCUUUCAACGUGAAGGAAUUCAGCCAGCUCAAUACGGUCCAACAAAAGCUUAAUAGCUAUGUGAGCCUUCCCAAGGAACAGCUGAAGGUCAUUCUGGAGCAAGCUUCGGUUCAUGCUAAUGCUAUCUCAGUUCAUACUGAUGCUGUGAAAAGAGAUAUUGUAUUCCUGCUGGAUGGUUCUGACGGCACAAGGAGUGGAUUCCCAGCAGUGCGAGACUUUGUUCAAAGUAUAGUGGAUAAACUGUCUCUGGAGGAGAACAGAGACAGAGUCUCUGUGGUUCAGUAUGCUGACAAACCAGAGGCCCAUUUCUAUCUGAACUCUCACAAAACAAAGGAUGCCAUUAUUAAUGCCGUAAGUAAUAUGAGGCACAAGGGUGGAAGGAGCCUAAACACUGGGGCAGCUCUCCAGUUUGUAAGACACCGUGUCUUUACUGCCUCCUCUGGCAGUAGACGACUGGAAGGUGUGCCCCAGAUCCUGAUUCUUUUGACUAGCAAGAAAUCCAGAGAUGAUGUUAAGGGCCCUGCUGUAGCUCUUAAAGAUCUGGAAAUUGUGUCAAUGGGGGUCGGAGUUGGGGACGCCAAUGUCCGGGAGUUGGAAAUGAUUUCCUUCCAACCUGGUUUCACAUACCAGGUCACUGAGUUCUCUGAGCUGCCCUCAAUCCAGCCACAGCUUGUUGCUAUGCUUAAAAGCCUGUCGAAAGACACAGAUGAAUCAGUAGCUCCUGUGACUCCUGAAAUUCCUGAUUUAGAAGACGCUCCACAGAGAGACAUAGUGUUCCUUUUGGAUGGAUCUGAUGAUACUAGGGGUGGAUUUCCAGCAAUCCUUGGCUUUGUUCAAAGAGUAGUGGAAAACGUCAAUGUUGGAGAGAACAAAGAUCGAGUUUCUGUGGUCCAGUACAGCAGAAAUCCAGAGGCCCAUUUCUUACUGAACACAUAUCCAGAAAAACAAAGUGUUCUAAGUUCCAUUCGAAGCCUACAGCACAAAGGGGGUAGACCACUCAACACUGGGGCAGCCCUGCAGUACGUGAAGGACAACGUCUUUACUUCCUCUUCUGGAAGCAGAGGCCAAGAAGGCGUCCCUCAGAUACUGAUACUGCUGAGUGGUGGCAGAUCUCAAGAUGAUGUUGGAGGUGCUGCUGCAGCUUUGAAACAGGACAGAAUUAGAGUAGUGGAGAAACUCGCUGUGGAGGAGAACAAAGAUCAAGUGUCUGUGGUCCAGUACAGCAGAGAACCAGAGGCCCACUUCUAUCUGAACACUUACACAACAAAGGAAGACGUUGUGGACAGUGUAAGAGGCCUGAGGCACAAAGGAGGGAGACCCCUCAACACUGGGGCAGCUCUCCAGUAA
Molecule: messenger RNA, 4050 nt
Organism: Coregonus clupeaformis (lake whitefish)
Lineage: Eukaryota; Metazoa; Chordata; Actinopteri; Salmoniformes; Salmonidae
Product: collagen alpha-3(VI) chain
Exons: 10
Coding region: 301-4050 (1249 amino acids)
Source: RefSeq, a predicted model, not a curated record